Messenger RNA from Acanthosepion pharaonis, 747 nucleotides. Lineage: Eukaryota; Metazoa; Mollusca; Cephalopoda; Sepiida; Sepiidae. The record is from the annotation of a GenBank genome assembly.
AUGCAAGGUUUGAACGUCCUCUCUCUCUCUCUCUCUCUCUCUCUCAAAGCUUAUUCAAACAUCUAUCUAUCUAUCUAUCUAUCUAUCUAUCUAUCUAUCUAUCUAUCUAUCUAUCUAUCUAUCAAAGCCCAUUUCAUCUAUCUACCUAUCAUUCAUCUUUCAAAGCUUUUUCAUCCUAUCUAUCUAUCUAUCUAUCUAUCUAUCAUCUAUCUAUCUAUCUAUCUAUCUAUCAAAGCCCAUUCAUCCCAUCUAUCUAUCUAUCUUCCAUCUAUCUAUCUAUUUCAUCCCCAUCUAUCUAAAGCCCAUCUAUCCCAUCUAUCUAUCUAUCUAUCUAUCUAUCUAUCCCAUCAUCCAUCCAUCAAAGCCUAUUCAUCUCAUCUAUCUAUCUAUCUAUCUAUCUAUCCCAUUCAUCCCCAUUCAUCCCAUCUAUCUAUCUAUCUAUCUAUCUAUCUAUCUAUCUAUCUAUCUAUCUAUCAAAACCCAUUCAUCUUAUCUAUCUAUCUAUCUAUCUAUCUAUCUAUCAUCUAUCUAAGCAUAUUCAUCCCAUCUAUCUAUCUAUCUCAUCUAUAUCUAUCUAUCUAUCUAUCAAAGCCCAUUCAUCUUAUCUAUCUAUCUAUCUAUCUAUCUAUCUAUCUAUCUAAAGCCCAUUCAUCCAUUCAUCUAUCUAUCUAUCUAUCUAUCUAUCUAUCUAUCAAAACCCAUUCAUCUUAUCUAUCUAUCUAUCUAUCUAUCUAUCUAUCUAUCUAA